ACCCACUUGAGCACAGUCUUGAAUUUUAGGAGAGAAAAAAAGAGUGAAGGAGGAGUUAGUGUUCACAAACCAAACCCAAACCCAAACCCAAAACCAAAACCAAAAGCAAUGGCUACUCCUCCUGUAAACUUCCUGAUAGUAAACCCGCAGAAGGGAAGAAAAAGAGAUUUGUUUAAGUAUUUGGUAACCAAAAACAAAAAGAGUGGAAUGAGUUUUUUGGAUAGUUCAGAGGAAAGUAUUAAAGGUGGUGUAGCAAAUGAUCACAGGUGGAUUUUAUUGGUUUCUAUUAUCAUUCGCAGGAUUCUUGCCCUUAUUAAUACUCCAUUGAAGUACCUCGGCUACGUGGUUGAUUUUAUUCUCAACCUUAUUUCUCAAAAUGGUGGCAUUUCUGGCAUCCUCAGUAACUCCCUGCAUGGGAAGCUGAUAAUACCUCGAAGAGGAUCAGAGAAUUUUGUAAGCACAAUUGGUCAAUUGGAUGGGCGAAUUGACCUAUACAAGACUGUAAGUCUGGCAGAGAAAGUUGACGGUAACUUUUCCGCAGAUGCAAACAACAUAGAAACACAUUUGGGAAAUCGAUAUUUAAUGGACCUAUGCAUUAUGGCUGCAAAGCUUGUUUAUGAGAAUGAGAAAGUUGUCCAAAAUGUUAUUGAUCGUUAUUGGAAGAUGCAUUUCGUUGCCUUCUACGACUGCUGGAAUGAAUACCAAAAAGAAAGCAACACCCAAGUGUUCAUAUGCUGUGACAAGCCCAAAGAUGCAAACUUGAUAGUGAUCAGCUUUAGGGGCACAGAACCAUUUAAUGCACAGGAUUGGAAUACUGACUUUGAUUUUUCAUGGUAUGAGAUUCCCAAAGUUGGAAAAAUCCAUAUUGGAUUUUUAGAAGCAUUGGGUUUAGGUACCAGAAGAGAUGCUUCCACCUUCCAAAGUCACCUUCAAAGAAAGCGUGCAGGUCUCUUUCACUUAAAUGGCCAAUCGGAAGGGACUACGACGGAAUUAUCAAAAAAGAGUGCUUACUAUGAUGUGACAUCAAAGCUCAAGCAAUUAUUAGAAGAGCACAAAAAUGCUAAAUUUGUUGUCACUGGACAUAGCUUAGGCGGAGCGCUUGCCAUAUUGUUCCCUUCCGUUCUUGUAAUACAAGAAGAGACAGAAAUACUACGCAGGUUGCUUAAUAUAUACACAUUUGGACAGCCAAGAAUUGGAGAUGUGCAGCUGGGCAAUUUCAUGGAAGCUCAUUUGAACUAUCCAAAAACUAGAUAUUACAGGGUUGUUUACUGUAAUGACAUGGUGCCUAGAGUGCCUUUUGACGACAAUGUCUUCGCCUUUAAGCAUUUUGGCACCUGCCUCUACUAUGAUAGCCGAUACUUUGGCCGAUUUAUGGAUGAGGAGCCUAACAAGAAUUUCUUCGGAUUGAAGCAUAUAAUUCCCAUGCGAGUGAAUGUGUUGUGGGAGAUCUUUAGAAGUUUCCUGAUAAGCCACAUUCAUGGGCCAGAAUACAAGGAGAGUUGGUUUUGCACAUUGUUUAGGGUUCUGGGACUUGUGCUUCCUGGUAUUUCUGCUCAUAGUCCUGUAGAUUAUGUUAAUUCUGUCAGGCUUGGAAGAGAGCGAGCAACUCCAUUGUUGUCUUUGAAAAGCUUUGCUCGCAAAUUAUAAAUCUUAGAGUCAAGAAAUGGGGACAAAGAUAUUCACUAUCAGCCAAAUAAUGAAGCCCUGGAAAAAUCUGCACUUCCAUAACUUAUUUGUUACUGUUAUCUGCUGCUUGGUGGGAUUUUGAUUUUGAGUAGUUUUGUGUUUUUUUUUGUUUGAAUAAAUUAAAAUCAAUAAAAUGGAACAGUGGGGACAUUUUUU
Molecule: messenger RNA, 1842 nt
Organism: Jatropha curcas
Lineage: Eukaryota; Viridiplantae; Streptophyta; Magnoliopsida; Malpighiales; Euphorbiaceae
Biological process (GO): lipid metabolic process
Molecular function (GO): triacylglycerol lipase activity
Source: RefSeq, marked provisional